This is a messenger RNA of Teleopsis dalmanni, 776 nucleotides long. RefSeq names its product lipopolysaccharide-induced tumor necrosis factor-alpha factor homolog. The transcript has 2 exons. Lineage: Eukaryota; Metazoa; Arthropoda; Insecta; Diptera; Diopsidae. Gene Ontology annotation, molecular function: zinc ion binding. Bases 172 to 564 code for a protein of 130 amino acids. The record is from RefSeq and is a predicted model, not a curated record.
AUAAUAGCAAAAAAAAAUUUUUAUUCGUUGUGCAUGGGAACUCAAUGUGUUGAGUUUAGUACCAUUUAUUGAGUUGAUCAGAGCAGUUCGUUAGUUGCGGGCAGUGAUAUUUUGUGUUUUAUAAUUUGCAUAAAUUUGUGUACGUUCGCUUUUUGCAUUUAAACUUCCGAGAUGUCAUAUCAAAAUCCACCACCAUAUUCGGCAACACAACAACAGCCUGGUUUUACACCGGCUUCAUAUUAUCAACCACCACCGCAACAACCGUUGUAUCCACCAAUGCCACAGCCACCGCCACAGCAAUCAACGGUGAUUAUUCAAACCACAACACCGGCUUUUGUGCCAAUUGGAAGUGGACCAAGUCAUAUUACUUGUCCUUCAUGUCAUGCUCAGGUGUUAACAACCGUCAAGUCUGAAGCUAAUACACGCACGCAUUGUUGGGCGUUGUUACUUUGUCUAAUAGGUUUAUGGCCAUGUGUUUGCCUACCGUACUGCAUGGAUUCUUGCCAGAAUUCUAAUCAUUACUGUCCCAAUUGCAAUGCCUACAUUGGAACCUACCAAAGCUAAUUGUGAAACGAACACUCCUGAACGAAAUGCACUAAAAUUCAAACGAAAUUAUUAAAGCCACGAUUCAAUGAAUUUUGUUCAAAAAUACUAAAAUAUUUAUAUAUAUUUUUUUAUUUUAAACACUUAUUACUUCUAAAUAUUUGUAAACAAACGUUAUUUAAAUAAAUGUACUAUGUGAUCAUUAGAUGUCAUAUGUAGCACCAUACCAAAAA